AUGGCCUCAGAUACCAAGACCUUCGCUCAGGCGACCGCCGUAAACCAACUGUCUUCUCAUACGUACGCUGCCAAUUUCCCCGAUGAUUGGUGCAUCGGAUCAGUUCCCCAUGGAGGCUUCGUGACGGCUGUCUUCUUGAGAGUUGCUGAAGCCCACUUCAAGAGCACUCUGGCCGCGCAGAACCAGCCUCAUACAAUAACUCUCCAUCUGGACUUCCUCCGCCGCACUCAGGCAGGCCCUGCCCUCUUUACGGUGCUUGAUACCAAACUUGGACGCCAGACAUCUGUGAUCCACGUCACCCUCUCCCAAGGAGAGUCUCCCAACUCUCGUGAAGAGGUUGUGGGCUACAUUACUCACAGUAACAUGCACACGGAAGAAGGUGUUACGUUCUCCACCGAGUACAAGCUCACGCCGCCCCCUGUCCCAGCGGAUCUUGCUCUCCUAAAACAAGACAAGGACGUUGGAUGGGCUCGACAGGGUGAUAUGCCAUUUGCGUCAUUUCGGAAGGCCACAUCGAAGACGCAAUUCCACUUUCCGCGAGCAGGGCAGAAGCAGCGGGGUAUGGCAGAUGAAUGGAUUCGUCUAAAGACUGGGGAGGGUUGGACAAGUGCGUCGUUGGGGUAUGUCGUUGAUAUGUGGCCCAUGCCAGUAGAGUCAUUUCUCAGUAAAGAGAAUCCGUACGAUAUCACCACGAACAGUGCUGCAGCUAAGCCGCCAGGAUUCUGGUAUCCCACCGUCCUCCUGAACCUGGAUAUCAAGAAAGCUUUACCAGCGGAGGGGGUGGAGUGGCUCUUCGUGAGGGUGGCUACUAAACAGAUAAAAAAUGGGAGAAUGGAUUUGGAGGUCGUGGUCUUUGAUGAAGGGGGUGAGAUAGUGGCGUUGAGCCACCAUGUUGCUCUAGCUGUUGGUUCGGAAAGAAAUCUAGCAAAUCGUAAGACGGGCGCUAGAAUAUAG
Molecule: messenger RNA, 954 nt
Organism: Amorphotheca resinae ATCC 22711
Lineage: Eukaryota; Fungi; Ascomycota; Leotiomycetes; Helotiales; Amorphothecaceae
Exons: 2
Coding region: 1-954 (317 amino acids)
Source: RefSeq, a predicted model, not a curated record